Prorocentrum cordatum is the source of this 858-nucleotide messenger RNA. The record is from the annotation of a GenBank genome assembly. Lineage: Eukaryota; Dinophyceae; Prorocentrales; Prorocentraceae.
AUGCGGCCUCCUGCACUGCGCUGCAAGGCUGGGCCGAGGCCACCACCGGGGUCGCCGCCCGUUCAUCUCAGAAAGAAGGUGAAGCUGGAGCCGACGCCGCCUCCUGGGCCGCCGCCCGCUCAUCUCCUCAAUGCGGUGGAGGAUCCAUACCUCCUCGCGGAGCCGGGCCUCGCGGAGGCGAAAGAGGUGGAGGAGCAUGACUACCAGCAGGAGGGCCAGUGCCAGCAGGGUUACCAGCAGGGCUACCACCACCAGGGCUACCAGCAGGGCCAGCGCCAGCAGGGCCAGGACCAGCAGGGCUACCAGCAGGACGGUGACCAGCAGGGCCUGGACCAUAAGGUCCAGCACCAGAAGGCCCUCGCGGAGGCGAAGGAGGAGCAGGCGGCGGAGCCAGGCCUCGCGAAGAAGGAGCCCGACCUCGCGGGUUUCGUGAAGGCGAAGGCGAAGGAACUGGCCCUCCUGCUAGCCCUGGGCCAGCAGGGCUACCACCAGAAGUGCCAGGACCAGCAGGGCUACCAGCAGGGCCAGCACCAGAAGGGCCAGUGCCAGCAGCAGGGCUAUCAGCAGGACGGUGACCAGCAGGGCCUGGACCAGAAGGCCCAGCACCAGAAGGGCCAGCAGCGGGGCCUCCUCGCGGAGGCGAAGGAGGCGGCGAAGGGCCAGUACCAGCAGGGCCUCGGAAAAGGGCUUCCCAUCUACCAAUUGCACGGCUACUUCGAGGACUGGACCGGCGUCGCGCAACGCAUCAUGGAGAAGAGGAUGGCCGCAGAGGGGCGGCUGAGCCGCAUGGCACUCGACGCCCGCGGCAGGCGCGAGAUUCUAGAGGCGGACAUCGCCAGGAGGGCGGGGGGCGCCUAA